AUCAUUAUUACUAAUUAUUUAGACAGAAUAUAUUUCCUAAAGCAGUUGUUUUAGCAGUUUGAUAAAUGAAGGGAAAUGUAAACAAAAAUUAAACCAAUAGGAAUUCAUUUAAUAGAGUUGCGUACAGUACAUCCGGUUUAACUCUAUUCAAACCGGUUAGACACUUGUACAGAAACGAGAGAGAGCCUCCUUCAAAGGGAAAAGAAAGAAAAAAUAACUGGUUUGAUUCACUUUUCCACAGAGUACAAUUCUCAUCCAUUGGAGUUUCAUAAUUUUUAAGGUUAAACGUAAGGAAAAUUACGUGGUCUGUACGAAAAAAUGUCACAAACGGAUACGAAAACACAAGCAGAAAGCAAGUUUAACACUGCAUUUAUAAAAACUCGAUACGGAAUACUGAGAAUUGCUCAAUUUGUGAUAGCAAUAUGUGGUAUCAUCAGUGUCAGAAGUGGAUAUUAUUGUUACUAUGAUGUUGGAAAAUACAAUUAUUAUGAAAUUGUAUUCAUCGGCGCCAUAGUCGUACUAAUUAUAUUUUUCAUCCUUAUAUUCUUUAAACUAGAUAAGUAUCUAAUUGGGCGAAUUAAUUUACCAUUAAGUUUUCUCAUCAGUGAUGUGAUACUAACUGUAAAGUGUAUCAUCAUAUCUAUUCUUUUGUUAGUGUCAAUAAAUACUUGCUAUUAUGGUGUAACAGCAAGAAUAUUUGCAAGUAUAUUUGGAAUAAUGGGAUUUGUAGCUUUUCUUAUAACAUCCAUUGAAGAUUAUAAUUGGUUUAAAUCAAGGAGUGCUCCUAUUCCACUUUCCGAAGUAAGUGGAGGAACAGUUCAACAUGCUUAAAAUGUUUUGUCAAAUACUAACUUUCUCAUAAUAAUAAAUACUAUUAUUAUUUAUUCUUAUUAUUAUUUUUUUGUGUGUGUGUAUAAAUGUAUUUACUUAAAAUCAAUAAAUUCUAA
Centruroides sculpturatus (bark scorpion) is the source of this 947-nucleotide messenger RNA. RefSeq lists its product as uncharacterized. Gene Ontology annotation, cellular component: membrane. The transcript has 4 exons. Lineage: Eukaryota; Metazoa; Arthropoda; Arachnida; Scorpiones; Buthidae. The record is from RefSeq and is a predicted model, not a curated record. The coding region runs from base 319 to 831 and encodes 170 amino acids.